This is a messenger RNA of Medicago truncatula (barrel medic), 4377 nucleotides long. Its product is annotated as desmoplakin. The record is from RefSeq and is a predicted model, not a curated record. Lineage: Eukaryota; Viridiplantae; Streptophyta; Magnoliopsida; Fabales; Fabaceae. Bases 225 to 4088 code for a protein of 1287 amino acids. The transcript is spliced from 8 exons.
AUUCGGUUUUUAUUCGUACUAAACAGCAAACACUGUUGAGUACUCACUCAUCCAUCGAAAAAAGUGAUAGAGGGUUUAGGGUUUUUAAAAUCAAAUGCGACUCCUCUCUCAGAUGCACAUGUAUGUACCUUCUUGACUCUUCUUCCUCGCUCGCUCGCUCGCGCUUCUAAUGGCGGUUCAUCUCAAACCCUAAAUCUCCGAUGCAAAAAAAUCAACAAUAAACCAUGGCGGCAGAACAAGCAUUCAAUCCUUCUGAAUCGGAAAAUCACUGUUGCGCUGAGUUGAAGAAAAAGUAUUCCAAGCUUCAAGAAUCACGAAAUGCUCUACGUGAAGCUGUUAGGUUACUUGAAGGAACGGUGAAUAAUUUCCAAGCUCAAAAUGCUAAUCUCAAAACAGUUUCUGCAGCAUACCAGGAAGAAUUAGCGAGAGCGAAAAUUGAAAAAGAGAAAAAUCUUAAAGAACUCAAUGCUAAGGUUUCUUUAGAGAAUGAAGUUUCUGCCUUAAAAUCUGAGAUCACUGCAUUGCAGCAGAAAUGUGGCACAGGUGCUCAGGAAGAAAAUGGGGACGUGAAGUCUUUGAAAGCCGAUAUAUAUGACAGGGAUAAGGAAAUUGAAAGAUUGAAGAAACUUGUGGAGAAAGAAAAGAAAAGGGCUGAUUCUGAGAAGAAGGUUGCCGUGAAUGAAAAAAAGAAGGCUGCUGAAGCUAGUAAGUUAUUGGAAGCAGAGAAGAAAGUUUCUUUGGAUAAGGGGAUGCAGCUUUCCAAAAUCGAAGCAGAGAAGGCUGAGGAGUAUAGGCUUCAGAAAGUUCGCUUGGAGAAAGAAGUUGGUGAAACAAAAAUGAAGCUGGCUUCUGAGUUGUCAAAGUUUGAAGAGGCAAUCAAAAGAGUUGAAACUGAAAAACAGAAGCUCUUAGUGGAGAAAAGGAAUGCAGAGUCAAAGAUGAAAAAAGCUCAAGUGCAGGCAGAGGUUGAAAAACAGAAGGCUGCUAGGGAAAAGCGGCGUGCAGAUGAGGAGCAAGUUAAAGUAGAAGAGCAGAAGAGGCUCGCCAAGGAGGCAAAGCAUCUUGCUGAUCAGAGGUCUCUGGAAUUAUUGAAGGAUAAGAAGGUAAUCGAUGAUUUGAAGCAGAGGAUACAUGAACUUUCAUCACCAAGAAAACAUAAUGAAAUAUCUGGAGUAUCCCCUAAUGUGAAUGCUGAAAGUGAUAAAAUACACUUUCUGAAAAGCAGUUUAGAGCUUGAAAAAUUACGUGCAAAGCAUGCUAGGGAAAAGUUAAAACACGAAAGGAAGAAGUUUGAGCAUGAAAGGAUGAAGUUUAAAUAUGAAGAAAGUUGUCGUAACAUUUUACAGCAUGAAUUGCACCGUUUAAAGCUUGAUUUUAUUCAAAACUACAAUCACCUCAAUAUGCUGGAUGCAUCCUUUUCACCUGUCGCUGGAAGUAUACAUGGACUAGCUAAGUCUCAGAAUAAGCCAAGCAUGCAGAAACCUGAAGUCACGACUCAACUCUGCAGUCUAGGUAUGCCUCAAAUGCACAGCUCUGUUGAAAAUGAACUUUCAAAGCCUUGCAGCAUAAGGAUUGGUGCAUGCGAUUCUUUAAGGAAAAGCAUGCAGAGUCCUCCACUUCUUGCUAUAUCUGAAGGGAAUUAUACUGAACCCAUUACAGGUAUUGGUUCUAAAUUGGAGCCUCUCAUAGGAAGCUCAAACAGAACAUCGAUACAGUAUGCAGUAAAUUCUAGUACAGCAUCUUUUUCUGAUGCACACUUGAUGGGCUCACAGGAAAGGGGUGCUUUGCAAGUUACCACAUCACCAAAAUCAGCUGAGGAGAACUUCAAUGCAAGAUCAAGCAUGUUGAAACCAUCUGACAGAUCAGUUAUUGGUCAUGAUGGAAUAAGGAAUAGGAUUUCUGAUACAAUUGAAUGUGUUGCAAAUUUGUCUUCUGAGGGUAAGAAGUUAAACAUGCAGCUAGAAGAUAAGCUCUCUGACUUAUGUGGUUUAUUGUAUGACAAAAUGAACGAACCCGUUGAAGGAGGGAGAGAGAUGGUUACUAAUCAUAGGGACAAUCUACAUGCAGAGAAUGACAGGCCCCAUAAGAAGAGAAAGAAAUCUCAUAGGGAAAAAGCAGGUACUUCCGUGGAAACAGAAGAUCCAAAAGCCGUAGUCUAUGAGGAUGCAGAUGGCUUCAGACAAACUACCCGUCCUGCAUUAUGUACUCAAACUACUCAGGCAUGCAGGGAGAAGAUAUUUGAUGCCUCAAACAACUUUGAUGAGAUAUAUAAUGGAAAUGUUAUGAAGUUGUUAGUCUUGGAAAAUGCUGUUGAUGAGGAACGCUAUAGCAUAGCGAUGAAUGCACCCUUGUCACCACUAUGUUUUCCCGAGACUGAAACAUUUGCUUUGGAUAAUAUGGAGCCUUUUCAGAAUGAAGUUCUCCACACUGACUUGUUGGACCAAAGAGAUUCCUCUCCUUCAACUAUAUGUGAUGUCAUUGAUGUUGAGAUGAAUUCCAACGUGCAGAAGUUUGAUGCAAUUACAAUUCCUUGUAAUGAACACAGGGCAAAGCAGGCUGUACAAACUGAUGUGAAGUUGCAGAACACUCAUUCUUUGGAAAAUUUAAGGGAUACAUUUCUGGUGGAGACUGAAACUGGAUCUAUACACCAUCAACUUCCUAAUUUUGGUCUCAUAGUAUCGGAUAGGGAGGAUAAUAGUUGCAUAUCUAGGACACUUCUUGCUGCAAGAAAUUGUAUUGCACGGUGCAGUUUGGAUACUCAAACUGAAUGGGCAGUUGGUAGCAUUCUGUCUGCAGUUGACAUGGAAGAAAUAUCCAUACAAAAUGAGAAGCAUUCUGUGUUGUUGACGCUUUUGCUGUUCAACUUCACCAUGACUGCAAUGAAGUUUGGUGGUGGCAACCUACUCCUUUGCUUGAGUUCUUAUGCUGAACACAUUUGUAGAGUUAUGACUGAUGCAGACACAAGAGUUUUGCUUUUAGAAAAAUUUUCAUUGCUGGGGCUGCUCCGCCUUUUUGAAGACUUUCUUAUAGAAGGAAAAGUUAUUUUGAAAAAUGUUGUACCUACUGAGACCUCAUCUGAUAGUAAUUUGAGAAACGAUAGUUUUCUGGAUGGCAUAGACACACUAUGUGCUAAUGAAGCUACAAAUGAGCAGCUGGUAGCGGCGAGUAUUAUACUAGCAUCAUUAUGUGCUGCAACCGAUUAUAUUGGAUUUAUUUCUGAGGCAUCAUAUAAUAUUCUUAGGCUCUGCAGAUGUGAUUCGUUUGUGGUGCUAACUAUUCUUCACAUUUUUGCUAAUCUGGGUGGAAGAACGUAUUUUAACUCGUGCAGUUAUGGCUUGAUGGUGACUGUCUUGAAAUCUCUAGUUAUGUUUAUUGAGGGAGGGAGUGUAUCUGUCACUACUUCUUGUCUUCCAGCAAUAAAUCAGCUGCAUACUGAUCUAUGUUCUAAUGUUAAAUGCCCUUUCUCAGAAGGUGCCGAGUCCAUUGAUGUUGUUACAUCAUUGCUCUUAGAAAAUAUCAAGAAGCAUCCAUUUCAGCAAGAAGAACAGUUUGAUUCGUCCAAUUUCAGAUCCCUUUCAGACAAUUAUAAUAAUGGACAGUGCUCUAAUCAGGAUGUGGUUCCAUGCCAACUUAGUGACAUUCUCUCAUUGUUGGAGCUUGUUGCAAACAAAAUGAGCUGGCAGUGGACCAACACCAAACUUGUUUCUCAGCUGCUUCAUGUACUGGACUCUUGUGCUAUGGAGAACGCCGCGGUUGCUAUCAUUGUUCUUCUUGGUCAGCUUGGAAGGCUUGGAGUUGAUGUUGGUGGAUAUGAAGACCAUGGAGUUGAGAAUUUGAGAACUAAACUGUUGUCUUAUCUAUGCAAUUCUUCCAUGAAAGCACACACUUCUCUUCAAAUUGCUACUGCUACUGCACUGUUUGGCCUUCUUCCUCUUGAUUUAGAAUCACUUUCGCAGACUGAAUUCAGUCUUCCGGCAUAUCCCAGUAAAUCUAUUUCUGAUGACGCUGGAAGUUUAAGGAAGUGGUUUUCUGGGCUAGGGGAACAUCAAAAAAUUUUGCUUUACAGCAUUUUAAGACCCACUGAAUGAUCUUUUUAAUCAAUACCUUUAGAUGAACUGAUGAAGAUUUUUGUUAUCAUUCUUCAUCGAGGUUGCUCAUUGAAAAACUAACUGUACAGAUUAUGGGCAAUUUAGGCGGUUGAGAGCUUUUGAGAUAUGGGCUGAUGUUGCUCUCAAAUUUUGGAUACUAUGUUAGGGAUAAUUAAUUGUUUCCCUAGUUAUCUUCCAGAAAAAGUUAGUUUUAUGUAUGUAAUUUAGUCUGGUAUAUGUACAUUUAUAAAUAUCAGUUUACCAUCCAAAAUGGCGUUUAUUAUCUUAA